UCUAUCAAAUAUGAUUUUACGGGACGGGUAGCCCUGAUAACGGGGUCGAGUGCGGGCAUCGGUGCGGCCACUGCUAUACUAUUGGCCAAAAGUGGAGCCCAAGUGGUAAUCACCGGACGUAAUGCCAAUAACAUCGACAAAGUCUGUAAACAAUGUACAGAAGUGUCGCCGAAAGGGUUGAAAGCGGUUUCAGUGGUGGCCGAUGUGACCAAAGAGGCAGAUCUUGACCGACUUCUGGCCACUACUGUCCAGACUUGCGGUCAAUUAGAUAUUCUGGUCAAUAACGUCGGGUUCACUCCUAUGUGCCCGUUUACUGACGAGCAUUUUAUGCAAAAUUUCCGGUCAGUUAUGGACACAAACCUGAAUUCAAUUGUCUAUUUAACAAAAAUAUCGGUCGAGUAUUUGGAGAAAACCAAUGGAUCGGUCAUUAAUAUGUCAAGUGUUUUGGGUUUAAUAACAGCUCCAUUGAUGACGUCAUACUGCAUGUCAAAAGUGGCGCUCGACAUGUUUACCAAAUGCAUGGCCGUCGAGUUGGGACCCAAACGUAUACGCGUUAAUUCAAUCAACGCUGGGUUGGUUGGAAAUACCAACUUUUUCAAAACUAAUUUCGGCGCUACCGAUGCUCAGGAGAGCGCUAUGGCUGAGCACAUGGAAGGCCUAUUACCGGUUGGACGACUGGGCGAUAGUCUGGAUGUGGCCAAUGCCGUGGCCUAUCUGGCCAGUAAUGAGGGUAGUUUUGUCACCGGCACUAAUCUAUUGAUAGAUGGUGGACACAUGGCCGCCAAUGUUGGCCAUAAUAUUGGGUUUCUUUGA
Medioppia subpectinata is the source of this 813-nucleotide messenger RNA. The record is from the annotation of a GenBank genome assembly. NCBI's taxonomy places the organism in Eukaryota, Metazoa, Arthropoda, Arachnida, Sarcoptiformes, Oppiidae.